AUGGCAUCCGCAAUGGCCAAGCGCCUGGAAGGCAAGACCGUCGUCGUAACAGGAGCCUCGUCCGGUAUCGGCAAAAGUACCGCCAUUGAAUUCGCACGUACAUCGCCCAAGAACCUCAAGUUGGUUCUUACCGCCCGCCGAAUCGACACGCUCAAGCAAAUCGCCUCGGAAAUCAACGCAGAAGUCGGCGAUGGCGUCAAGGUCCUGCCCGUACAGUUGGACGUCAGCGAUCCAGCCCAAGUCCGCGACUUCGUCUCCAACCYCCCAGCGGAGUUCCAAGCCAUUGAUGUACUUGUCAACAACGCCGGUCUGGUAAAAGGUGUGGAUAAGGCAGGAGAGAUCAAAGAAGAGGAUAUCGCUGUUAUGCUCAACACAAACGUUACGGGAUUGAUCAACAUGACACAAGCCGUCCUCAAGGGCAUGAAGACACGCGGUGAGGCUGGGCAGGGAGAUAUCAUCAAUGUUGGUUCCAUUGCCGGCCGUGAGCCAUACCCUGGUGGAUCGAUCUACUGUGCCUCCAAGGCUGCCGUACGCAGCUUCACGGAUGCUAUGCGUCGGGAGUUGAUCGCAACGAGGAUCAGGAUCAUGGAGAUUGACCCAGGCCAGGUCGAGACGGAGUUCAGCGUUGUGAGAUUCUAUGGAGACAAGGCCAAGGCAGAUGCUGUCUACGCUGGUUGCACACCCUUGACACCUGAAGAUAUUGCUGAGACUAUUGUCUUUGCGGCUGGACGACCGGAGAAUGUUGUCAUUGCCGAUUUGCUGGUUUUCCCCAACCACCAGGCGGCGGGAGCUGGCGGUGCGUUGUACAAGAAACCUGCAAAGAUAUAG
Messenger RNA from Ramularia collo-cygni, 828 nucleotides. Its product is annotated as probable dehydrogenase. The transcript is spliced from 3 exons. Gene Ontology annotation, molecular function: oxidoreductase activity. The coding region runs from base 1 to 828 and encodes 275 amino acids. The record is from RefSeq and is a predicted model, not a curated record. Gene Ontology annotation, cellular component: cytosol. NCBI's taxonomy places the organism in Eukaryota, Fungi, Ascomycota, Dothideomycetes, Mycosphaerellales, Mycosphaerellaceae.